AUGGGGAAAAUGUGGCUGCAAUCACUCGUCAAACAAUUUUCAUUUGUCGCCAGCGCUCUAUCCGCUGUUCAGGCUGCACGAUAUUCGAGUACCACAGAGGCUAGAAGAAAACAACGUAUCGAGAUGAAGUCACGACUACCAGCAGAUAUGCACCUUCCACUUACUGACGUAGAUCAGCAAGCUGUAAUUCUACUGAUCCUUUACCUGAUUUCCGUAUUGCUUCUGAUAGGUUCGUGUAUCUUGAUCAUUGCUUUCGACAAAUUUGCAUUGCGCGCAGUACGUCGAUCGAUUUGUUUUUUCUGUUGUUGUCUGUACGGUUUUGGGCGACUUUGGCAGAAACGUCUUGACGGUCGACUGUACACAACGGAUGAUGAAGAUGACAGUGGAGAUGAAUUGUGUUGUUUCAAAGUGACCGAAUCGGUUAGACAAAAAAGUCUCGUAACAAUGAGUACCUAUCACAAAAAGAAACGCGCUGAGCAUGCGUUCUCCAUGUUAUCAUCCGGAACAAUUAGCAUUGCCGAUGAUCAGUCCGUAGGUUCAUCUGUUCAGUCUCGUUUGACCUCAGGACAAACUUUGUCGCUUCCAAUCGGGAAGAAUUAUAGGCUGAAAGAUAACGUGGUGAAGGUCCGGCUGGAGUUCCUGGCGGACUUGGCCGCCUACAUGAAUGCACGCACGACAGCGCAGCUCACAAGUGAUAUGAGUUCAACCUCGGACACAGAAAGCCUUGCCUCACAAACAAGUCAAACAACGCAAAAAAUGUUGGAAGAGCCUAGACGACGGGAACAAAGCCUGUAG
Molecule: messenger RNA, 795 nt
Organism: Opisthorchis viverrini
Lineage: Eukaryota; Metazoa; Platyhelminthes; Trematoda; Opisthorchiida; Opisthorchiidae
Exons: 1
Coding region: 1-795 (264 amino acids)
Source: RefSeq, a predicted model, not a curated record